UCAUAAAAUAGAAUAUAUUUCUAAGUACGUGAAAUUGAAAUGAAUAUAGUGAACAGCUCCGGACGAAAUAGUUUGGGAAAUUCAAAUUUUUAAUAAUUUUAUUUUAUUCCACCAAAAACGGUGAAUUUGGCACUUUCAGUAGACUUUAGAAGGGAGAAUACAGGACUCUUAAGAUGGUUGAUCCAUAUUGGCCACCUGAAGCUUUCAUAGCGCACCCAACAAAUUCCUCCAGUGACAUUGAAUUAGAAUUACAGGAUUUCACGAGUCUAAAAUCAGAACAUGACCAAGAAAAUGGGUUACCACAACAACAACAACAACAGGGUAUUCUAGAUGAACUCUCUGUAAUGCCUUUGUCCCAACCAACCGUUGUCUUCUCAACUCCACCAAAGAACACACAUCAACAACAUGAUGGUUUAUCAGGUGUUACACAGGAGCGAAAUGCGUUGCAAGAAAUGUACACGAAUAAAAACAUUGGAGAUACUGACAGUCAAAAUGCUGUAAAAUCUCCCAGUUGCUGUAAUCGUGACAUCGUAGUUGAAAAGCAAGAUAAAGAGGGACAGAAAACAGACAAUGAAGAGAGUGAUUCUACUGUGAAUUACAAUAAUGAAAAUCCAGACUCAGUUGACUCGAAUGACUCAGAUAGUAAGAUACAUCACAGUGCAAAAAAGUCAAGUGCUAAAAAGUCGAGAGUAUUAAAUUCAGAAUCAGAAUCAGACUCGGAUAAAUCACAACAAUCAGCCACUGAUGAAGACACAUAUAAUGAUACAAUCAAUGAAAGUGGGUCAGAAUAUACUCCAGACUCUGACACUGAAUCAGAAGAUGCCGAAGGGAGUGAUAUUACUGAGGCUAGUGCAAGUGAGCUCCCUAGUGUAUCUGAAUCAGAAACCAGUGAUGAUUCAAAAUCAAGCACAUGUUCUAGUGGUUCAAAAUAUGUUCCAUCACCAUCGACCUCAAAAGGUCAAGGAAAAAAGCAACGGGAGCUCAGAUCAGAAAGGGUGCGAUCAACCUCCUCCUCUUCUAGUGCUGAUGACUUUAAGUCUUCACGUUCAUGCUCUAAGAGAAGACAGAAGGGAAAGCCACACAAACGCAAUUCAAGUAGGAGGAAUUCAAGUUCCUCAGAAUCUGAUUUCAGGACAUCAAAGAACAAAAGACGCCAGUCCAAGAAAACUUCGAAAAGGAAGAGGAAAGACUCUGGCAUGGAUGCUUCUUUCUAUCGUAACUUUGACAACGAGCAGAAACACCACCAAAUAGAAGAGGAAGAAGAGUUAGAUGAGGACCAGGAAUUUCAACAAGAGCUGGCAGACUACAAAAAAUCAACCAAUGAAGAGAAAUUGAAGUACCUCAUUGAGAAAACGUUAAGACAACUACUGUACUCACCUGAGCAGUUCAAGAACUAUGUUGAAUCCCUUAGAUAUGUGAAAAUUGUAGAUCCUGCGAUUCAGCAUGUGAUGGAUAAAUGGAUAAUGCCAAAAGCAGAGCUGGUGCAAUCAACUGCAUGGAGGCGCAACAUAAAUGAGGCAGCCUCUUCUUUGUCAGUGGCAAUAUUUGAUGAAUAUGAAACAAUAAGAAUGAAGUGUCAGUGCUGUGGCAGAAAGAGAAUGAUAACAAAGAAAGCAAUAUUUACAGGAAACAAAUACAACAGGGAUACACUUGUUACAGAUGAUGAUGAGUUGGAUGAAGGGGUAACAAGAGAAAAGAAGUUUAAAAUUGGAGAUGACUGUAGAGCAAACCUUGAGGCAUUUCACGAUAUUCACCACUGGUUGUAUCAUUUUAAGUCAAGGGCAGUUGUAAAGAUUGAUGAAGUGAAGGCCAAGUUUGGGGAUGAUGUUGAAGUUGAUGAGAUCAUCACAUCAAUAUUAGAGGAUGAAGACUGGAUAGAGGAGCAAACUGACGAUAUUCGGGAGAAGCUUACCACUGCUGAAUGUGUAAAGAUGAACAGCAAAGCUACCUACAGUUCAUGUACAAGAGGCGAUUUCGAUGAUGACUAUUACUAGCUUUACUAGCUUAAAACAACAGGUUACUAAGGGAUCACCACAGUAAACAAAAUGUCUUGUAAACAUCUCAUUGUUCAAGUAUUUUAAUUGACAUUGUGUAUAUAUUCUGAGAAGAAAAAGCAGUACUUGUGAUUUACUUUUAAUUUACUACACGGUCAACUCUAGAAAGUCAGCUUGAUGCCCCUAUCUAUAUAUCUAUAUUGUGAUCAUAUGGUGGCAUAUUGUUAUUGCCACCAUUUUUGUCUUAAGCAGUUGGCAUUCGAAGAUGAGUACCUGAUGUUAUUGUCUGUAAAAGUUGCAUGUUGUGACAUUUUUUGUGUUUGAAAAUGCUCCUUGACAAUCAGUGUCUUGGUGUCAUUUAGGAUAUUUUAGUUACUUGGAUCAAGUUUUGAUUGAAACUUCAUUUUUAGUGGGUGAUACUUUUAAAUCAGAUUAUCAUGUAAUCAUAGAAAAUGAUAAACAUUUCAUAUUAUCUUAGAGGUUAAAUUAUAAAGGUGACAUCUAAUUUUGAAAAUCACGAGGUUAUACUAUGUAUUGCAUGUAAAUAUGUAUAUAUUGACACAUUUUUACCAUAUACAUACAAGAACAUACAUUUGUAUGUAGUACCAUUUGUGUAUUGCAAAAUACAUUGCUUUGCAUUGUAUACAAGGUAGCUGUAUCUCAUGAUCUUCCAUGUAUGAUUAUUUUAUUUAUAUCUUCUGUACAUUAAAUGAUAAACAAGUAUACGAUAGAUACAUGGACAAUGACUAUCUACAUUGAUAAACAAGUAUACCAUGCAUGGAAAUAUAUAUCCAUU
Molecule: messenger RNA, 2790 nt
Organism: Owenia fusiformis
Lineage: Eukaryota; Metazoa; Annelida; Polychaeta; Sabellida; Oweniidae
Source: the annotation of a GenBank genome assembly